Messenger RNA from Metarhizium album ARSEF 1941, 2778 nucleotides. RefSeq names its product alpha-glucosidase. Bases 1 to 2778 code for a protein of 925 amino acids. Gene Ontology annotation, molecular function: hydrolase activity, hydrolyzing O-glycosyl compounds; carbohydrate binding. Gene Ontology annotation, biological process: carbohydrate metabolic process. The record is from RefSeq and is a predicted model, not a curated record. NCBI's taxonomy places the organism in Eukaryota, Fungi, Ascomycota, Sordariomycetes, Hypocreales, Clavicipitaceae. The transcript has 3 exons.
AUGAGGCCUGGGCGAGCUCUUCGAUUCGUGGCCCUCGCCCUCGGCGGGAUGUCGCUGUCCUCUGCUGCGAGCUUCUACAACAACACGCGCGAUCGUCUGCUCGAUUGCCCCGGGUACCGUACGGUCAAGGAAACCAAGGUUGGCGGCGGCGGCUAUCUGGAACUGGAACUCGACGGGGAACCGUGCAAUGUCUACGGCAAGGAUAUUCGGCGCCUCCAAGUCAACUGGACCGUGGAAAGUCGCGAUCGCAUUCACGUCGUCAUCUUUGAUGCAGAUCAGGAAGCCUACCAGGUUCCCGAAUCCGUCUUUCCGCGCCCCGGUCGUAGCAGCAGCCUCGGUCCGAAGCUGGAGUUUGAUUACACCCCAAGCCCCUUCACUUUCAAGAUCUUUCGCAGGAGGGACGAGUCGGUCCUCUUUGACUCCUCUGCAGCAGGUAUGGUCUUUGAGGAUCAGUACAUCCGUUUGCGCACUGCCCUGCCCUUCAACCCCAACCUGUACGGCCUAGGAGAGCACUCUGAUUCCUUUCGGCUCAAAAACACCAACUACACGCGUACGCUGUGGAAUGCCGAUAGCCCUUCUGUCCCCAAGGGCUGGAAUCUCUACGGCAGCCACCCCAUGUACUUUGAACAGCGUUCAAGGUACACUCACGGCGUCUUCAUGCUCAACUCCAACGGCAUGGAUAUCGUCGUCGACCGCGACGAGUGGAGCGGCUUUCUAGAGUACAACAUGGUCGGCGGAGUCAUCGACUUGUGGUUCUUUGCCGGGGAAUCGCCCGUCGACGUCGCCAAGCAGUAUUCCCUCGUCACACAGCCCCCGGCCAUGGUGCCCUACUCUGCCUUGGGAUUCCACCAGUGCCGAUUCGGCUACCAGGAUGUUUUCAACGUUGCCGAGGUCGUUCACAACUACAGCAAAGCCGGUAUCCCUCUCGAGACCAUGUGGACGGAUAUUGACUACAUGGAUGGACGGACUGUCUUCACCGUGGACCCUCAGCGGUUUCCCUUGAGCAAAAUGCGUCAGCUUGUAGACCACCUCCACGCCAACAACCAAAAGUUCGUCCUGAUGAUUGACCCCGGCAUUGCUUCCAAGGACUAUGGCCCCUACAAAAGAGGCCUAGACUAUCCGCCUUCCUUCCUCCUCAACGCGAGCAUGUUACCCUACGAAGCCGUCGUGUGGCCAGGCCGCACAGUCUUCCCGGACUGGUUCGCCUACGGCGUCCAACAGUACUGGAACAAGGAGUUUGAGCUUUUCUUCAACCCCUUAACAGGCAUCGACAUUGAUUUUUUGUGGAUUGACAUGAACGAGCCCAGCAACUUUUGCGACUGGCCGUGCACCAACAUUGACGAAGUCGCUGCGCUGUAUCCUCCUCCUCCGCCGCCUGUUCGGACACCGCCGAGAGAGCUGCCCGGGUGGCCGUGUGGCCUCCAGCCGCCAGGUAAAAAUUGCACCUUGAAAAUCGAACAGAGGCCCCGAUUGAAAGCCCGGACCUGGGACGCCUGGCGUCACUGGAAAUGGAAAAUGAGGCGGAGUCAUUAUCCCCAGCCCAAUAACUUUGAGCAGCCUCUGCUGCCCGACAUUGGCCCCAGUACGCGAACGACGCCACAGUGGAAGGACAAAUUCCUAGGCUUCCGGAAUCGUUCUCUCACCGACCCUCCGUACACGAUCAACAACGCCUGGGGUCCGCUGCCCCAAAAGACGAUCGACACGCGCCUCAUGCACUUGAACGGCCUCAGGCUCUACGAUACGCACAAUCUCUACGGGACCAUGAUGGCUGCUGCGUCACGCAGAGCCAUGAUCGCUCGGCGCCCUGACAGGCGGCCCUUGGUCGUGACUCGCUCUACCUUUGCUGGUUCUGGAGCCCACUCCGCGCACUGGCUGGGCGACAACGACUCUAGCUGGGAGCACUACCGCCUGAGCAUCCGGCAAAUGCUGCAGUUCAACUCCAUGUUCCAGGUCUCCAUGGUCGGGUCCGACGUCUGCGGCUUCAACGGGGAUACCAACGAGGAGCUCUGUGCGCGCUGGGCGAUGCUCGGGGCCUUCCAGCCAUUUUACCGCAACCACAACUCAGAGGGACAGGUCGACCAGGAGUUCUACCGGUGGCCGGUGGUGACUGCGGCCGCGAAGAAGGCCAUCGACAUCCGGUACAGGCUGCUCGACUACUUCUACACGGCCAUGAUGCAGCAGAGCCUGGAUGGGACGCCCUCCAUCAACCCCAUGUUCUACUUUUACUCCAACGACGCAAACACGUGGGGGCUGGACCUGCAGUACUUCUACGGGCCCGCGCUUCUUGUCGCGCCCGUCACGACGAAAGGAGAGACGAGCGUCAACAUUUACUUCCCCAACGACAUCUUCUACGACUUCUACACGUACGAGCAGUAUUACGGGACGGGACAGUGGACCAUCAAGAGGAACCAGAGCACGACGGAUAUCCCGCUCUACAUCCGGGGUGGGCAGAUCAUCCCGAUGCGCGCAAGCAGUGCCAUGACAACGGCCAAGCUUCGCGAGCAGGACUUUGAAAUACUCGUUGCUGUCAACUUCCAGGGCAGGGCCACGGGAACAUUGUACCUGGACGACGGGGAGUCCCUGCUCGGGGAACGCUCGACAAUCAAGUUCUCGUACAAGAAGGGCAAGCUCCACCUCCGCGCAGACAUGAAGUACAAGACCAACGCGAAGAUUGUCAAGGUCACAGUCUUGGGCAGUUACAAAUGCGGGCCGGGGGAGUCUUCGUGCUCGAUGGAGCUGAACCACCCAGUCGGGAAAAAACUCGUGUUAGACAUCUAG